Molecule: messenger RNA, 513 nt
Organism: Adineta steineri
Lineage: Eukaryota; Metazoa; Rotifera; Eurotatoria; Adinetida; Adinetidae
Source: the annotation of a GenBank genome assembly
AUGUUUAACUAUGAUCUUUACGAAAAUGAUAUGAAUGAAAUAAUUGAUUGUACAUUUUAUCAAAAUGUUGAUUCAUGUCAUACAAUUCCUUCAAUAUAUCAAUCAAAUUGUAUGAUAGAAAAGUAUUUAAAUCAAUCAAUUUUAACAUCUGAAACAAAUUUUCGACCAAUGAGAAAUUAUUUAAAUGAUAUUCGAUGUAGGAUGUUAACAAAACUUGUUCAACGAAAUAUUACCGGUUUAGAAUUUAUUCAAGCUUUUGAACAAGCACCAAAUAUGAUUGAGAAUAUGUAUAUGUCUAACUCAAAUAUACAUAAUGACAAAUUCAUUGAUCAAUUAGCCGAUAUUACACAUGAUUUCAUCAUAAAAUCUCCGUAUAAAUGUAUGCCGACAUCUCAUAUAUCAUCAACUACUAAAAUUGAUCAUAAAUUUCAACCAUCAUUACUUUCUUCUUCUUCAUCACAAUCAAUAGCAUCUCUACCUAAAAUAAAAUCGAACUCACCAUCGGUAAAUUAA